AUGCAUCUCUUGACACAACUCAUUACCAUGGUCGUUGCCGUGGCUGUCGCCGUCGCAGCCGAUACCAUCACCCCCAAGGUCAUGAUUGUUUCCAUGUUUGCUCCAGAAGCACAAGCCUGGUACCACAAAUUCGAGCAUUGCGGACUUGGCAACCUCUCCGCCAUCGACAUUACCACCCGCGGCCUCUCCAUGCUAUUCCCCUCCAUCUCCUGCACGCAGGACGCCAGCGUCUGCCACGUCACCGUCGGCGAGGGCGAAAUCAACGCUGCAGCGUCCGCCAUGGCGCUGCUCCUGUCGCCAGCCUUUGACUUGCGCAAGACGUACUUUCUCCUCGGCGGCAUCGCAGGCGUCAACCCGCACCGCGCGACGCUAGGCAGCGUUGCGUUUGCACGGUACGCUGUGCAGGUGGGACUGCAGUACGAGGUCGAUCCGCGCUCAGCGCCAGACGACUGGGACACGGGCUACAUUUCAUACGGCAGCGACCGACCUCACCAGUACCCGAGCGUUGUCUAUGGCUCCGAAGUCUUUGAGCUCAACGCCAAGCUGCGUGACGCCGCCUACGAACUGGCCUCGACGGCCACGCUCGACGACGCCGACAAUGCGCGCGCUCUCGGUGCGCAAUACGCGGCCGGGAGUGCCGCCGCUCCUCCCGGCCUGGUCAAGUGCGACGUCACGACGAGCGAUGUCUAUUUUGUCGGGGACAAGCUCGCGCAAGAAUUCGACGCGACGACCGAGAUCUGGACCAACGGCACCGGUGCGUACUGCAUGAGCGCGCAGGAAGACAAUGCCAUUCUCGAGGUCCUCGUGCGCGGCGCCGCCGACCGCCUCGUCGACUUUUCCCGCAUCGUGCUCCUACGCGCCGGCGCCAACUUUGACCGCCCGCCGCCGGGCGUGCCCAUUCGCGACUUCAUGGCCGAGGCCGCCGCGCAGCCCGGCCAGGCCAUUGCGGCGCAAAACAUGUACAGCGCUGGGGUGCAGGUCGUCCGCGGCAUCGUCCGCGGCUGGGACGAAACGUUUGCGCGGGGCCUCGCGCCGGAUAAUUACGUGGGAGACAUGCUCGGCAGUCUUGGCGGCGAGCCCGACUUUGGCACGCCCGGGGUGAGGCUGGACGCGCAGCGUCGGCUGGUGACGGCAGGAUCGAAUAGGCAAGCGAGGAGGCGAGUGCGGAUGCAGUCACAAGAGCAUGUAGAAGCGCGGCGCCAAGAACGGCAGAAGGAGGCAAACUUGGCAAGAGCGUAG
This is a messenger RNA of Beauveria bassiana ARSEF 2860, 1239 nucleotides long. RefSeq names its product purine nucleoside permease. The transcript has 2 exons. The record is from RefSeq and is a predicted model, not a curated record. Gene Ontology annotation, molecular function: catalytic activity. Gene Ontology annotation, biological process: nucleoside metabolic process; transmembrane transport. Gene Ontology annotation, cellular component: endoplasmic reticulum. The coding region runs from base 1 to 1239 and encodes 412 amino acids. Lineage: Eukaryota; Fungi; Ascomycota; Sordariomycetes; Hypocreales; Cordycipitaceae.